GUCGCCAUGCCGGAACCGCGCGGGCAGUCUCCUCUGCGGGUGAACAAGGCUUUUGCGGCGCGGUACGGCCGCUACCGGGAACGCGAGGAGCUGCAGCGGCUGAAGGAUCGCUAUGGGGACCGGGACGGCGGCGGCGACUCUAGCUCUGAGUCUGACUCCAGCGAGGAAUGCGUGGAAUUUGACCCCCAGCAGGAGCGCGACUUUUACAGGACACUGUCCUUGUUGAAAAAGAAAGACCCCCGCAUUUAUCAGAAAGAUGCUACCUUCUAUCAGAGAACAGUAUCAUCCUCGUCUUCAGAGAGCGAGCAGGGACCGGCAGCCUCUGGGAAGCAGAAGAAAGUAUGGCCUAUGUACUUGAAAGACUAUGAGAGGAAGGUCAUCUUGGAGAAGGGCGGCAAAUAUGUUGAUGAGGAGAACUCAGAUGGGGAGAGCGCUGACCAGAGACUCCAGCAAACCUCGUCCCAGAGUUAUGUGGAGGAACAGAAGCAGCUCCGGGAGAGCUUCCGGCCAUUCAUGGAGGACAGCGAGUCUGAGGACAGUGCCGGAGAAGGUGGCUCAGGCUUGCUGCAGAAGCACAGGAAGACCCAGGAAGAGCAGGCCCAGGAGGACACAGACUACGUGGAGUGGCUGAAAGGACAGAAGGAGAUUCAGAACCCCGAGUCACUGAAGGAACUGAUGCACCUCAAAGAAUAUUGGGACAACCCAGACCUGGAUGAAGGGGAGCAGUUUCUGCGUGACUAUAUCCUUAACAAGCGUUAUGAAGAGGAGGGCGACGAGGAGGAGGAGGAGGAAGAGGAGGAGGAAGGGGUCCCUGGCCCCCCAGUCCAGCUGGCUGUCGAUGACUCCUCAGACGAGGGAGAGCUAUUCCUGAAGAAGCAGGAAGACUUUGAGCACAAGUACAACUUCCGCUUCGAGGAGCCAGAUGCGGCCUCGGUCAAGACCUACCCACGCAGUAUUGCGUCCUCCGUGCGCCGCCGAGAUGAGCGCAGGAAGGAGAAGAGGGAGGAGACCAGGGAGCGGAAGAAGAGAGAGAAGGCCAAGAAGCGGGAGGAGCUGAAGCAGCUGAAGAACCUGAAGAGGAAGGAGAUUCUGGCAAAGCUGGAGAGGCUGCGGCAGGUCACAGGCAAUGAGACGCUGGGCCUGGAGGAGCAGGACCUCGAGGGUGACUUCGACCCUGCCCAGCAUGAGCAGCUGAUGCAGAAGUGCUUGGGCGAUGACUUCUAUGGUGCCGCAGAGGAGGAGAAGCCGCAGUUUGAGGAAGAGGACGGCCUUGAAGAGGACUGGAACUGGGACAUGUGGGGCGGUCCCAAGCAGGACAGCGUGUGGAGCCAGCAGGAGCCACAUUGUGAGGACCCCGACUUCAACAUGGAUGCUGACUAUGACCCCAGCCAGCCCCGGAAGAAGCGGCGUGAGGCCCCCUCCACAGGCAAGAAGAAGCGCAAGUCACCCUUCGCCGAGGCCGUGGGCCAAGAAAAGCCUGUGUUCAGUCCUGGGGACAAGACCUUUGAGGAGUACCUGGAUGAGUACUACCGGCUGGACUACGAGGACAUCAUCGAUGACUUGCCCUGUCGCUUCAAGUACCGCAGAGUGCUACCCUGUGACUUCGGGCUCAGCACUGAGGAGAUCCUGGCUGCUGACGACAAGGAGCUGAACCGCUGGUGUUCCCUGAAGAAGACCUGCAUGUACAGGUCAGAGCAGGAGGAGCUGCAGGACAAGCGGGCCUACAGCCAGAAGGCCCGGAACUUCCAGAAGAAGCGGCAGAUCUUCCAGUCACUCUGCCCAGAGGAGAUGGAGACAGCUACGGAAGCCACUGGGGAGCUGCAGGGAGAUAGAGCUGGCCCGCGGGAGCAGCUGCUGGCGCCUGACAGAGGCCAUGGGGAGCGACCCCAGCCCGAGAAACCCCCAGCACAGGAAGACGAGGCUCCCGCUCUGCCCUCCAAGACGCCAGUGCCCCACAAACGGAGGAGGGGCAAGAAGGCUCGGCUGCUGGGCCCCACAGUGACACUUGGUGGCCAUGAGUUCAGCCGCCAGAGACUGCAGGCAUUUGGUCUGAACCCCAAGCGGCUCCACUUCCGCCAGCUGGGCCGGCAGCGGAGGAAACAGCAGAGACCCAAGAGCUGUCCCGGAGGCCAGGAUGGCAAGGCUCGCGGAUCUCCAGGUUCCUGAAGGCAGCUGCACUCUCCUUCCACCUGUG
Octodon degus (degu) is the source of this 2194-nucleotide messenger RNA. RefSeq names its product KRI1 homolog (gene Kri1). Gene Ontology annotation, cellular component: nucleolus; 90S preribosome. Lineage: Eukaryota; Metazoa; Chordata; Mammalia; Rodentia; Octodontidae. The coding region runs from base 7 to 2166 and encodes 719 amino acids. The record is from RefSeq and is a predicted model, not a curated record. Gene Ontology annotation, biological process: endonucleolytic cleavage in ITS1 to separate SSU-rRNA from 5.8S rRNA and LSU-rRNA from tricistronic rRNA transcript (SSU-rRNA, 5.8S rRNA, LSU-rRNA). The transcript has 19 exons.